AUGUUACCAAUACAAGAAUUACAACCAGAUUAUUAUAUUGCAAUUGAUUUUGAAAUUGAUGAAAAAGGUCAUCAACCAACAUCAAAAUCGGAGGCCCAUUUAGAGAAAUUAUUAGAAUUAUUAUAUGAUAAAGGAUUUACUGCUCAAAUUAGACCAGGUGAUGUUUCUACAUUACUAAUAUUUAUAAAAUUACAAUCAUUUAAAUUAAUUGAAUUGACCGAGAAAGACUUAAUUAAAAAUUAUGAAUUUGGAGUUACUUCAAAAGAUAAUACAUUUAGUGCAAAAUUAAGAAUUAUUUAUGAAUAUUUAGUUUCAAAUGGUAAUGAUCAAAAAGAUCAUGUUGAAGGGUUAGGUUUAACUCCAGGAAUUGGUAGAUGGCAUUUUAUUAAAACUAUUGUUCCAAUAACUGAUGCGUUUGAUGAUACAACAUUGAUUGAAGAUUUGAAAAUAAAUUUUACUCAAACUUCAUUAUCUACAAAUCAAAUUAAAAAAGAUUAUGGUGUUAAAAUUGCUUUAUAUUUUGAAUUUUUAAAGAAUUAUAUUUUUUGGUUAGGUGGUUUAUCAAUCUUUGGUAUAUUUACAUAUUUUAGAAAAAAUGGUCAUGUUUAUUCCUUGACUUAUACUUUUAUUAAUCUUAUUUGGAGUACUUUCUUUUUAGGUUUUUGGAGAAAGAAACAACAAUAUUUGGUUAAUUCUUGGGGUGUUCAAAAUUGUCAUUCAAUUGAUCAAUAUAAUGAACAAUUAAAUCAAGUGAAUGAAAAAUUUGAAACUAAAUCAACAUAUUUUCAUAAAGAUAAUAGUAGUGGUAUUAGAUUUAUUAAACAAUUAGCAUUUAUUCCAAUUGCAUUAGUUUUCACUGCAAUUUUAGUUUCUUAUCAAUUGGGGUGUUUUGUCAUUGAAAUCUUUUUAACUGAUAUUUAUGAUGGUCCUGGAAAAUCAUUGUUAACAUUAUUACCAACCGUUUUAAUCUGUGGAUUUAUUCCAAUCUUAACGAUUGUUUAUAAUUUUGUUGCUGAUUUUAUGAUUAAUUUAGAAGAUCAUCAAAAUCAAUAUAGGAAGAAUAAUUCAAUUUUGUUAAAAGCAUUUGUUUUAAACUUCCUUACUAGUUAUAUGCCAUUGAUUAUUACUUCAUUUGUUUAUUUACCAUUUGCACAUUUAAUUCAACCACAUUUAGGUGACAUCAGAAAUGAAAUUAGUAGUUAUGUUGGAGAAAAUAGAUUCUACUAUAAAUACUUAACUAAAUUGAAAUCUCAAAAAGAGUUUCAAAUCAAUCAAAAAAGAUUAGAUUCACAAUUUUUCUACUUUAUUGUUACAAAUCAAGUUUUACAAUUAUUUUUAAAAUAUGUAUUACCUAUUAUAAUCACAACAGGUAUGAAAUUUGUAAAUACCACUAUUUUGAAAAAACCACAAUUACAAACUAAGAAUGAUGAUGUCAACGAAUCAAUUUGGUUACAUAACGUUAGGUUAUCGAUUAAUUUACCUGAAUAUAACGUAGAUGAUGAUUUUAGAAGUAUUAUCUUACAAUACGGUUAUUUAAUUAUGUUUGGACCUGUUUGGCCAUUAGCUCCAUUAGUUUCAAUUAUCUUCAACUUAUUAAUUUUUAAAUUAGAUAUGUUUAAAUUAUUAAAUGGUAAAUAUUUUAAACCACCAAUUCCGAAAAGAGUUGAUUCAAUUUAUCCAUGGAAUUGGGCAUUGUAUAUUUUGACAUGGUUAGGUACUAUUAUUUCUCCAAUUGUUACUGCAUUUUAUCGUCAUGGUACUAAACCACCUAAAACAAUGGGUCAAUUUGCAUUUGAUAAAGCUAGUGUUCAUGUUUCACUGAGUGUUUAUUUAAUUGGAUUAGUAUUUUUAACUGAACAUAUUUUUAUUAUUAUCAAUUAUGUAUUUUAUAAAUUUACAAACUUGUUUAAAUCACAAAUUGAGUGGGAAAAUGAUUUUAUUGAUAAUGAUAUUAAAUUAAGACAUGACUAUUAUUCAGAUAAAGUUAAACCAAAUUUUAUAAUCCAUGAAGAUAAAAGAUGGGAUAAUUUUACAAUUGAACAAGCUUUAAAAUUUAAUCAACCAAUUGCUGUUUCACCAGAUGAAGUUGUUGAUAUGUCACCAAAAUCUGAAAAGCAAAGAGAAAAACAAAUUGAAACUAAAGAAAAAUUAUUAAAACAAAAGGAAAAAGAAUUGGCUGAUUUAGAAUUAAAGCAAAGACGAGGUUUGGAAAAGAUUAAAGAUCCUCAAGAUGAUAUAAUCGUUAGUAAAAAUGAUGCAAAUUCAGAACCUAAAUUAGCUACAAUUGACAAUCAUCCACAUGUUUCUGAAUUAGAUAAAACACAACCAAAUAAAGGUGGAGUUGUUGAAAAUCAUGGUGAAAUUGCUCAACCAUUUGUCCCUAAUAAUUUAGCUGCAAAACAUAAUUAUUCAGCUAACGAAACUCCUGAUGGUCCGAUACAUAAAGGUGCUACAACUGCAACAUCAGGUGGGUAUUCUUCAUCAUCAUCUAAUUUAACUAAAAAUUCAGUUAAUAUAAUUAAUGAUAAAAAUGAUUAUAAAAAAGUUGCAAAUAAUGCAGAAGAAGAAUCAUCAAGGAAAAGUAAAGGUUUAAAAAAAUUAUUUAAAAAAUAG
Molecule: messenger RNA, 2613 nt
Organism: Insectozyma verbasci
Lineage: Eukaryota; Fungi; Ascomycota; Pichiomycetes; Serinales; Debaryomycetaceae
Source: the annotation of a GenBank genome assembly